Molecule: messenger RNA, 1098 nt
Organism: Tetrahymena thermophila SB210
Lineage: Eukaryota; Ciliophora; Oligohymenophorea; Hymenostomatida; Tetrahymenidae
Product: WD domain, G-beta repeat protein
Exons: 10
Biological process (GO): protein secretion
Cellular component (GO): endoplasmic reticulum membrane
Molecular function (GO): GTPase activator activity; guanyl-nucleotide exchange factor activity; protein binding
Source: RefSeq, a predicted model, not a curated record
AUGUUCACCAAUAAAAGGAGGUAUUUUGGAAUUAACCUACCUGUGUUUUCAAUAUUAGGGUAUAAAGAUAAGGUUUAUUUUGCUGGUGGUGGAGGUGGCCAGAAAGUAGGCCUAAAAAAUUCACUUCUAGUGUAUAAGAGAGGUAUGCCUGCCAAUAGAUUAAGCAAUAUCAUCAAUGACUAAGAUACAGGAGAAGAUUUAUUACAGCGCAUGAACUUGAAUUUGAAAUUUGAAAUAGUUGUUGCUUGUUCUGAUGGAAAUGCAAUUUUUUAUAAACUAAAUAAUGAAAAUGGAAAUUUGAAUGAAUUAUGCAGAGUUAAAGCAGACUUUACAGAACCAGAUCCACCUUCUCUUAAUGAUGCAAAAAUGAACGAUCAAGGUACUUUAGUUGCUACAGGCGGUGAUGAUAGCAUAGUUAGGAUUUGGGAUUGCUAAUAUGACAAAAACAAUAACGUUUUAAAAGUUUCUAAAAAAUUCGAAUUAGUAAGCCACACAGCUCCUAUAAACUCUGUAGAUUUUCACCUUACUAAACCUCUAAUUAUUUCAGCUAGCGAUGACAAAUCUUGCAGAAUAUUUAAUUUAGAAAAUAAGUAAUUAAUCAAAAAAUUAACUCUUGGAGGUGGUUCUCACGACCUCAACUUGAAGUUUUAUAGUGCUUUAUUUUCUUUUGAUGAGAAAUUUAUUUACACAGUUGCUAACCCAAGUAGAGGUUCUUCUUACUUGACAAAAUGGGAAAUGGAUUCUGAAAAUGUUACCCCAGUUGUCACCAUUAAAGCACACCAUUAACCAAUCAGUGCUUGCACUAUGAGCAAAGAAGGUUUGUUUAUUGGACUUGGAGGCUGCGAUGGAGCAGUGAAAAUAGCAAAUCUUAGAUAUAUGUCAAUUGAAGCUGAAUAAACUCAUUUAGAUAUGGUUGUAAAAGGUUUAGAUUUUACCGGAGAUUCUAGAUUUUUAAUUGCUGGUACUCCUGAAUCUAACUUUGAUGUACUCUAGAAUUUACGUCCAGAAGGUGGUCUUUCUAAAUUUUUUAAGCUUUGGGUCUUUUUAAUGCUGGUUUUCUGGAUUUAUUUGUAUGUUAAAGAAUCUAUUUUUGGUUGA